AUGGCAAAGGGAAAUCAGGGCUAUCAAGAAGAGCGCAGCAAUUGUCACUGGUGUCAAAUACGUUCCUUUCCAACUCACUCGACUCUACCUGUCACGGUGGUCAACGAUCAAGACUCUGAGGUUCUCCCCGAUGAUUUCCGCUUCAUAAAAAAUGUGGUACUCGGUGUUGGAGUUAGACAGGCUGAGGAUAGCUUCCACAGCGGCUGUUCCUGUGAUAACGACGCCGAAUGCCAGUUCACAGGCUGCCAUUGUCUGGCUGACCUAGAUGAAGAAGACUCCAGUGAAGAUGACGAUGAUCCCUUCGGAGAUUUUAUCAACGGCAUGGAUAUUGACCGGCCACGCAGGAAGGCGUACGCCUAUCACGCCCAUGGCGCAAAAGCUGGCCUCUUGCGAUCCAAGUUCCACAACUCCAAGAUGCCUAUAUACGAGUGUCACCAGAGCUGUGCCUGUAGUAUAAACUGCCCUAACCGCGUCGUUGAGCGUGGCAGGACUAUACCAUUGGAAAUAUUUCGCACUGAAGACCGAGGAUGGGGAGUAAGGUCACCUGUAUCCAUAAAAAAGGGACAGUUUGUUGACCGGUAUCUGGGUGAGAUCAUCACAUCGACGGAAGCAGAUCGCCGCCGCAGUCAAUCGGCCAUCUCACAACGCAAGGACGUUUACCUUUUCGCGCUGGAUAAAUUCACCGAUCCAGAAUCGCUCGACACCCGACUCAAAGGACCUUCCCUUGAGGUUGACGGCGAGUUCAUGUCUGGCCCAACGCGCUUCGUCAACCACUCCUGCGAGCCCAACAUGCGAAUCUUUGCACGCGUGGGUGACCAUGCUGAUAAACAUAUACAUGAUCUUGCCUUGUUCGCGAUCAAGGAUAUACCUAGGGGAGAGGAGCUGACCUUUGACUAUGUCGAUGGAGUUUCGCAUGAGGGAGAAGAGCCAGGAGAGAAAAAUCAUAUGACGCCGUGCCUAUGUGGAAGCAAGAAUUGCAGGAAGUUCCUAUGGUAG
Molecule: messenger RNA, 996 nt
Organism: Fusarium pseudograminearum CS3096
Lineage: Eukaryota; Fungi; Ascomycota; Sordariomycetes; Hypocreales; Nectriaceae
Exons: 3
Coding region: 1-996 (331 amino acids)
Cellular component (GO): nucleus
Molecular function (GO): histone methyltransferase activity; protein binding; zinc ion binding
Source: RefSeq, a predicted model, not a curated record